Molecule: messenger RNA, 1014 nt
Organism: Yamadazyma tenuis ATCC 10573
Lineage: Eukaryota; Fungi; Ascomycota; Pichiomycetes; Serinales; Debaryomycetaceae
Biological process (GO): plasma membrane phospholipid scrambling
Cellular component (GO): plasma membrane
Molecular function (GO): phospholipid scramblase activity
Source: RefSeq, a predicted model, not a curated record
AUGAUAAGAAGGCAAUUAAUACACAUCAAUAAAUUUGCCUAUGGCCAUGCUCCUACCAGGCUCUUGACCACCACUCCUAUAAGGUGGCGUCCUCGUGAACGUGUGCGUAAAGCGAAAGAAAUUCCGGAGGAUGAGGUCACCAAAUACUACAACUCAAGACUGAAGCCUUCAGGUGCCAAACAGUUUUAUUACCAGGAUGAACCAUCAUCAGAUCCCAAUUCUCGCUACAGUGUGUUUAGCAGGCCACCCAAUGAAAAUGGCCUCAUUACUGUCCACGAUGGGAUCUAUGAUAUCCUUAAAGAACCUACUUUGGUGAUUGAGAGAAAAGUUGAGAUGAUGAACCUCUUUUUAGGAUUCGAACAGGCCAAUCGGUACAAGAUAAUGAACGCCAUGGGCGAGCAGAUUGGGUUCAUGCAAGAGAAGGAUUUGGGGAUCUUCAAGAUGUUGGGCAGACAGUUUUUCCGGUUACAUAGACCUUUUGACAUUGAGGUAUUUAACAACUAUGGAGACUUGUUGAUGGUGAUAAAACGGCCGUUUUCGUUUAUCAACAGUCAUAUAAAAGCGUAUUUGCCGGGUGUUAAUUCCCACGGUGAAAUGGAACUAGAGUCGAUAGGCGAGUCGGUUCAAAGUUGGCAUUUGUGGAGACGGAGGUACAAUUUGUUCAAGCUCGACGACGAUGUCACCGAUGAAUACAACCAGUUUGGGGCCAUUGAUGCCCCGUUCUUGUCGUUUGAUUUCCCUGUCUCUAACGCGGAUGGCGACGUGAUUGCGUCUGUGGACAGAAAUUGGGUUGGAUUGGGAAGAGAGCUUUUCACCGAUACUGGUGUGUACAUCAUUCGGAUGGAUCCUGCUAGUUUUGAUGGGAUGGGUGGAUUGUACCCUUCAGUAGCAGGUCCUUUGACGCUCGACCAGCGGGCGGUUCUACUUGGUAACGCUGUAAGCAUCGACUUUGACUAUUUCUCAAGACACUCGAGAGGUGGAGGAGGGCUUCUCAGCUUUAACAAUUAUGAAUAG